Molecule: messenger RNA, 1290 nt
Organism: Striga hermonthica
Lineage: Eukaryota; Viridiplantae; Streptophyta; Magnoliopsida; Lamiales; Orobanchaceae
Source: the annotation of a GenBank genome assembly
AUGUCGGCUUACUCUGCGGAGGCACACAGUACGAACACAUGCAAAAUCAAGCUCCCAAUUGGAACCCCUUCUCUCCCGCUAUUACGCCUUCUGUCUCUCUUUAUCUUCUUCGCCUGCUCCGUCUUCUUGGUUCCCACCGUUACUGGUUGCUCCAAUGGCGGGUGUCAGAUUCUAGAAUCGUGUUCAGCUGCUACAGACUGUGGGCUUGGGCUCUACUGUGGAAAUUGCCCUUCGCUUGGGAAAACUCAACCUUUCUGCGUCAGGGGCCAGGCCACAAUACCAACUGCCAUUAUUAGUGGGCUUCCCUUUAACAAGUACUCAUGGUUGGUGACUCAUAAUGCGUUCUCGAUUGUGGAUGCACCUUCCUUGACCGGUGCUCAGAGAAUCACUUUCUACAAUCAAGAAGACACUGUUACUAAUCAGUUGAGGAAUGGAGUUAGGGGGUUGAUGCUGGAUAUGUAUGAUUUUGAGAACGAUAUCUGGCUCUGCCAUUCGUUUCGAGGCCAAUGCUACAACUUCACAGCCUUUGGACCUGCACUUAAUACAUUGAGAGAAGUGGAAGCAUUUUUGUCCCAGAACCCAUGGGACAUUGUUACUAUAAUAAUCGAGGAUUAUGUGCACUCGCCGAAAGGGCUUACAAGGGUUUUUUCUGAUGCUGGUUUGGACAAGUAUUGGUACCCGGUAUCGAAGAUGCCAAAGAAGGGUGAGGAUUGGCCCACGGUUAACAGCAUGGUGCAAAACAAUCAUCGCCUACUGGUUUUCACAUCAGAUUCUUCAAAAGAGGCGAGUGAAGGAAUCGCGUACCAGUGGAGGUACAUGGUGGAAAAUGAGCCGGGAGACCCUGGGGUAGAACCUAAGUCAUGUCCAAACAGAAAGGAGUCAAAGCAGCUCAAUUCAAGAAGUGCUUCUCUAUUUCUGAUGAACUAUUUCCCAACAAUACCAGUUCAGAAUGAGGCCUGCAAAGAGCAUUCGGCGCCACUUGCUGAUAUGGUCGCAACAUGUUAUAAAUCUGCCGGAAAUUCAAUGCCCAAUUUCUUGGCUGUGAAUUUUUACAUGAGGAGUGAUGGAGGGGGUGUAUUUGAGACUUUGGAUCGAAUGAAUGGACAGACAUUAUGUGGGUGUAGUACUGUCGCUGCUUGCCAGGCUGGAGCUCGUUUCGGAAGUUGCAAAGAUAUUGCUUCAUCUAACACUACUCCACCGAGCACCACCACAGCCGGAAGCUUUUCAGGAAUGAGAAGAAAGAGUUUGAACAAUGGUUUGUUGUACUUGAUCCAGGUUUUAAUGUUGUAA